AUGAAUCCUCAACCAUUUCACUCAAGCGAAACUACGCCUCGUCACAGUAUGGAGCAAUAUACAGAGCCAGCCACUGAGCGAGAAACCGACGUCGAGAAGCCCGAGCCCGCAGCAGAAAUCAAAGAUCCCAAUCUGGUCGACUGGAACGGCCCCGACGAUCCUGAGAAUCCGCAGAACUUCUCGACUCUGCGCAAAUGGGUGAUUACUGUGACCAUGUCCUCGAUGACCAUGUGGAUUACAUUCGCCUCCAGUGUCUUUUCCACAGCUACCCAGGUCACGGCAAAGGAAUUCAACGUCUCAACGGAGGUGAUGGUUCUGGGCACCAGUUUGGUCGUGUUUGGAUUCGCUCUAGGUCCCCUAUGCUGGGCACCACUCAGUGAAUUAUAUGGACGUCGGAUACCACUUUUCUCGGGCUAUGCCAUUUUCGCCAUCUUUCAAAUCCCCGUGGCCGUUGCUCAGAACCUAGAAACCAUCCUGGUCUGUCGGUUCCUCAUGGGAGUGUUCGGAUGUUCUCCUCUGGCUGUUGUUGGUGGUGCUAUGGCCGAUAUCUGGAAUCCAGUAGAUCGUGCUGUGGCAAUCGCGAUGUUCAGCUCGGCUACUUUCCUAGGCCCCGUGUUGGGUCCGAUCAUCGGCGGCUUCAUCACAGAUUCACACCUUGGCUGGCGGUGGACAGCAUGGAUUACCCUCAUCGCCUCCUCUUUCUUCGGGCUGGUGGCAUUGUUCGUCGUACCAGAGACAUACGGACCGGUUCUUCUCCAAAAGCGCGCAGCACGUUUGCGAAUCGAGACCAAGAAUUGGGCCUACCACUCUUUCCUCGACGAACACAAGCCUACCAUGUCGGACAUUGUGACAAAGUAUCUCUUCCGUCCGUUCCAAAUGCUCGUCCAAGAACCGAUCCUCGUCGCUAUGACUAUCUACCUCGCUCUGAUCUACGGUAUCCUCUACCUCUUCUUCGAGGCCUACCCAAUCUCCUUCAAUGAGGUCCGCGGCUGGAAAAGCUUAGGCGUCGCAGCCCUCCCAUUCCUCGGUAUCUUGAUCGGUGUCAUUCUCGGCGUCUGCCUAAUCGUUUAUACAACCAAAACCCGGUUUGCGCGAAAGCUCAAGAAGCAUGGAAGAGUCGUGCCGGAAGAACGCCUGAUACCCAUGAUGGUUGCUUCCGUUCUUCUGCCCGUCGGUCUCUUCUGGUUCGGCUGGACUUCCAGCCCUAGUAUCUCAUGGGCGCCGCAAGUCAUUGCCGGUAUUCCCAUCGGUCUAGGAAUCCUCGUGAUCUUCAUGCAGGGUCUAAACUAUAUCAUCGAUGUCUACAUGAUGUUUGCCAAUUCUGCUAUCGCGGCUAAUACCCUUGUCCGAUCUGCCCUCGGUGGCUCGUUCCCUCUCUUUGCCACGCAGAUGUACCAGAACCUGGGCGUGGGCUGGGCUUCGAGUGUUUUGGGCUUCAUUACUGUUGCUAUGAUACCCAUACCCAUCCUGUUCUUCAUUUAUGGCUCGAAGAUUCGUGCCAUGAGCAAAUUCAGCCCCAAGUUCUAG
Messenger RNA from Penicillium salamii, 1527 nucleotides. Lineage: Eukaryota; Fungi; Ascomycota; Eurotiomycetes; Eurotiales; Aspergillaceae. The record is from the annotation of a GenBank genome assembly.